AUGGCAGACCCUUCCACCACUCUUGGCUCUGCCUUUUUCCCCUGCUACGAUCACCACAAACACCACCCUUUUGAUCCCCAUCAUCAUCAUUUGCCCUUCGAUCAAUCCGGUGAAAUCCCCUCCUUCUUCUCCCCGCAAUCUGAUUUCGAUUUUCCAUUCGACGGUGGCGAUUACGCCGCCGAAGAUAAUAUUGCAUACCCCUCCCAUCCCCUAGUGGAUCCUGCUGUUCUUUCUUCUACAACGUUUGGAGAAGUUAAGGAUGUUCCACAAGUCUGGUCGGAGGACGUGGAAAAUCCUACGCCGAUCUCCGCUUGGCCGCCGGCAAUGGCAUCUAUAUGUAAUAAUUCUUGUCAAGUUCUCCGAGAAAUCACUCAUACCAAUGGUUUGUAUAUGCUGAGGCUUGAGAUUCAUGGAGGCCUCGGGAUGAUCGCUCAUGCAGUACUAGAGAAAUGCUGUUUGGAUUUUUUGUCUCAAAAUCCCGAGUACCAGACCUUUGAUUUUUCCCAGGAAAGCAUGAGUGCAGUGAAGCAAUUCUUAGUUGGGUAUUUUGAGGAUCGCAAACAGGAGGGAUACGUUGUGCUUGAAGAUCCACUCUGGGAAUUCUAUGAAGCUUUGAGUGUUGGUCAUGGAGGGGGUGAAGAUAUGGACAUUGACAACUUCUUCCAACUUCCCCCUACUACACAUUCAGGUGUCUAUACUUUUUCUUCUCAAUUUGUAAACCCAAUCAAUUGUCUGUUGAUUAAUCUUAAACCUCCAAAAUUCCUGUCCAAGGACACUAGAGAAGGGAAUAAUCAUAAUGAAAAGAAUGAAGAAGCAGAAGUUAAAGCCCAGAAGAUCCCCCUCUCAGCUCAGAGGGAAAGAACAGGGAAGCUGAGACUCAAAGACUUCGCAGGGUACCUUCAUCUGCCCAUAGAGGAAGCGGCGAGAAGAAUGAACAUAUGCCCAACAGUUAUGAAGAAGAUUUGCAGGAGAGAUGGGCUGUUGCGAUGGCCUUACAGGAAGAUAAGGAGCAUUCACAGAAAAAUCUCCAACAGAUCAAAGAGCUUAUCUGCAGGGAACGUCGACGCCCAAGAAAGGGAGCGAGCCCGCGCAGAUAUCCUCGAACUUCAACAAGAACUCGCCAGGAUUUCUGAAGCUUUCUUUGAUUGA
Messenger RNA from Ipomoea nil (Japanese morning glory), 1149 nucleotides. RefSeq lists its product as uncharacterized. The transcript has 4 exons. The coding region runs from base 1 to 1149 and encodes 382 amino acids. Gene Ontology annotation, molecular function: DNA-binding transcription factor activity. The record is from RefSeq and is a predicted model, not a curated record. Lineage: Eukaryota; Viridiplantae; Streptophyta; Magnoliopsida; Solanales; Convolvulaceae.